Messenger RNA from Mesorhabditis belari, 1401 nucleotides. The record is from the annotation of a GenBank genome assembly. Lineage: Eukaryota; Metazoa; Nematoda; Chromadorea; Rhabditida; Rhabditidae.
AUGACAGUGGAAAGGAUGAGCACGAGUGAUCCAAAGGGACCACUCCGAGCCGAUGACAUCACCAAGGAUAGUGCGGUGAUCUCGUGGAAAGAACCCGAGGAUGAUGGUGGAUCACCGAUUACUGGCUAUAUUGUUGAGAAACAAGAAGAUGGUGGAAGAUGGGUACCGGUGAGUGAAAAUAUACUUGCGGUGAAACAGACGGGCACACAACUUAAAGUCGGCAAACUCAACGAGGGACAUGAAUACAAAUUCCGGUCACGCGAUUCAAUUGUCGCCAAGAAUCCCUUCGAUGAACCCGAUCCACCAACGGAUGUCACACCAGUUGAUUGGGAUAAAGAUCAUGUGGAUCUCGCUUGGAAGGCCCCGGCAAAUGACGGUGGAGCACCGAUUGAGAAAUACAUCGUUGAAAAGAAAGACAAAUACGGAGAUUGGGUCGAGUGCGCUGUGGUGCCCGGUGAUCAGACAAAGGCUACUGCUCCAAAUCUGACUCCCGGGGAAACGUACCAAUUCCGGGUGAAAGCUGUGAACAAAGCUGGCCCUAGCAAGCCAUCUCAAGCCACAGGGCCAGUGGUGGCGAAAGCAAGACGACAAGCGCCAAAGAUCAAUCUCGAUGGAUUGACGGAUUUGAGAGUGAAAGCCGGGACACCGAUCAAAAUCGACGUCUCGUUUGAGGGAGCACCCGCUCCAACAGCCACCUGGAAAAUCGGCGAUAAGCCGGCAGCUGGCGAUGAUCGAGCUGAGGUGAAAUCCACCCCAAGCACCUCAUCGCUCGUGAUCCCAGCUUGUCGAAGAGGUGACUCUGGUCAAUAUUUCAUCACAGUUGAGAAUGAAUUCGGCAAGGAUACCGCUAAAUGCAAUGUCACCGUUUUGGAUGUACCCGAAGCGCCGAAAGGACCAAUGAAAAUUGGAGACAUUCACAAAGAGGGAUGCACUUUGCAAUGGAAACCACCAGAGGAUGACGGAGGAUCGGAUAUCUUGCAUUAUGUUGUUGAGAAGAUGGACACGACAAGGGGCACUUGGCAAGAGGUUGGCCAAUUCCCCGACUGUGAGGCCAAGGUGACCAAACUGCAACCGGGCAAAGAGCCGACGAGCCGAUCAUCGCGCCGAAAUCGCUUUGAUGUCCCCGAUGCACCUGAGAAACCGGAAGUGACCGAUUGGGAUAAAGAUCGUAUCGAUAUCAAGUGGAAUCCACCGGCCAACAAUGGAGGAUCGCCGAUCAAGGGAUACAUCGUCGAGAAGAAAGAGAAAGGCUCAGCAAUGUGGGUGGAAGCAGGUCGACCAACAGGCACCGCGUUCUCAGCCACAAAUCUGAAGCCAGGCGUGGAAUAUGAACUCCGUGUGAAAGCGAUCAAUGAAGCCGGAGGAGUCGAGACCGUCGGAUCCAUCCGAUUCCCAGAUCAC